GAAUUACUUGAAUUAAUGGAACCUAUCUAAUGCACCAAUGUCAAAAUGAUUUAUUGAUCAUUAUUUUUUUUUUCAGAUUCAACAUAUUCACGAACCUGCAAACCCAGUGAUGGCCGGGCGCGAAUAUCCCCCAAUCGCUAUUAUUGGCAUAGGUUGCAGACUGCCAGGUGGUGUGACGUCGACUGAUGAUUUUUGGACGGUUCUCCGGGACGGUAAAGACUGCCUCGGUGAGGUACCAGCUGAGCGUUGGUCCCUGGACUCAUUUCAUGAUUAUGAUCAAACCAAACAAGGCAAGAUGGUAUCUAGGAGAAGCGGUUUCAUAGAUGGUAUUGACCAGUUCGACAAUACAUUUUUCAAGAUCUCACCGAAGGAGGCUUCAUCGAUGGACCCCCAACAGAGAAUGUUACUAGAGGUUACACAUGAAGCUUUUGAAGAUGCUGGGAUUGUACCACAGGAGUUAGAGUCAUCUUGCGGAGUUUUUGUUGGUAUUGGUUUAAUGGAUUAUGGUAUAAUGGGAUCAAGUAUAUCUACUAUUAACGCAUAUACCCUUACUGGCUCAGCACAUAGUGUCGCAGCUAACAGGCUUUCUUAUGCAUUUAAUCUUAAAGGUCCUAGCUACGCAGUAGACACAGCAUGCGCUUCAUCAAUGACAGCUAUGCAUUUAGCAUGUUCUGCAAUGUGGAACCAAGAAUGUGACAUGGCAGUACUUGCUGGAGCCAAUGCUUUGAUUAUCCCAGAAACAACAAUAGGAUUUAGCUCACUUGGCGUUCUGUCACCAGAUGGUAAAUGCUGUCCAUUCUCUGAUUCGGCGAAGGGUUACGUCAGAGGUGAAGGUUGGGGAACGAUGAUUCUGAAACCCCUUGAUCAAGCAAUAAAAGACAACGAUCAUAUUUAUGCUCAAAUCGUCGGUACAUACAUAGCAGCCAAUGGUCACAGUAACAGCCUUACAAUGCCAUCUAAGCCCGCACAACAGCAUACAAUGGAAGAAACCUACAGACGAUUUGGGGUCAACAUGGCUGAUGUCGAUUACCUCGAAGCCCAUGGAACCGGUACACCAGUAGGAGAUCCAAUCGAGGCAGAAGCUAUAGGAAAUGCAUUUGGGCCUCAUAGAAAUAAGCCUCUUAAAAUCGGAUCUGUUAAGAGCAACUUUGGACAUAGUGAAUGCGCAGCUGGUGCAGUAUCCUCCAUCAAAGCGGCACUUAUGCUUUACAAAGGCUAUUUAGUUCCAACCAUUAACUACACAGCACCAAAUGUUAAUAUACAUCUUGAUGAAUGGAAACUUCACGUCCAAACCUCUCUCCAACCAUUUCCUAAAGAUAAAGAUAUCAUUGUUGGUAUAAACAGCUUCGGUUUUGCAGGAGCUUUAGCCCAUGCCAUCAUGCAGUCGCCACCACCACAAAAGCAGAAGGCAAUACAGCAACCGGCAGGUUGGGGCUUCAACAGCAAUUUAGGUGAAGGUGAAUCCAUCAUCAUACCUUUAUCCGCCAAGUCUUCAGCUGCUUUGACAGAUACAGCAUUACUUUGGAAGAGUUUUGAGAGUAACGAAGAUGCACUGAGGGUUGUCGGCUGGCAGGCUACCAAACGAGCGCAUCACGAAUGUCGUCUUGCAAUAACAGCAAAUUCUCAUACAGAGUUUCGAAAUAGAUUAGAACAUUUUAUUCAAGAUGGCAGUGGAGAAGGAUUAUCAAGCGGAACCACCUACAGAUCAUCGAGCAAAAUUUGUUUUGUAUUCCCAGGACAAGGGCAGCAAUGGGCAAACAUGGGAAAGAAGCUGUACGCUACGGAGCCUGUGUUCCGAGACACUAUUGAGAAAUGCGAUGAGGUAUUCCGCCAAGUGAGUGGGAGUUCACUUGUACAUAAAUGUAACUUGUUCAAUGGAAGUUCUAACUCGGAGUUCAUCCUCGACGAUGAGAGUAUCAAUGAUAUGGAAAUUAGUCAGCCAGCAAUUUUAUUCCUACAAAUCGCACUCUACGAACUGUGGCGACAUUGGGGAGUGUCACCAGAUGUAGUAGUAGGACACAGUCUUGGGGAAGUAGCAGCAUCGUAUGCUUGUGGUGGAUUAACACUUGCAGAAGCGGUUAAGGUUAUAUAUCACCGAAGCAAGAACCAAUCACUUCUGAAAGGUGCCGGUAGCAUGGUUGCUGUCCGAUUAACAUUGGAAGAAGCCAAAGAUAUUUGCAGAAAUAAUGACAACUUGUAUGUUGCAGCGGAGAACGCACCCGGAUCAUUGACCCUUGCCGGGUCUGAAGACAGUAUUAUGAGGAUUGUAAAUAAUAGUGAAAUAAAAGCAAAACAACUCCGUGUUCAGUGUGCGUUCCAUACACCUCUCAUGGACCCGAUGGAAAAACGAUUCCGAAAGUCGAUGGAAGGUGCUGUAAUGACUCCUGCCGGUUCACGAUCAAUUCCAUUCUAUUCGACAUUGACUGGAACACAGUACGAUGGUGACUUUAAGACAGAGUACUGGUGGAAGAACAUUAGGAACCAAGUCAAAUUUCAACCUGCUAUUGAAAAUAUAUUAAAAGAAAUUGAAGCCGAUGUAUUUAUAGAAUGUGGUGCCUCUGCAACUCUUUUGUCCUCCGUUAAGCAAAUAGCAAAGGCGGAAAAACAAAAUGACAUCAUCACUCCUGACGAUAGUGACAGUAUGGAACAAGCAAAUCUGAAUCUCACGUGUAUUAGGGACGGAAAUCACGUUACUGUUACGUCUGCUGAGCAGCUUUACAGCACAUGCACAUUAUUAUCGGCAAACAGUAAUAAUUCUAAUCAUUUAGAUAUUGAAGAGAUUCUAAAAAGAUGUACAGAUCAAGAAGACAAGCAGACGUACUACGAAAAGUUUAGCUCACUUGGCCUUCAAUACGGCCCAUCGUUUCAAGUGGUAAAUAAAGUGAUGAAUGGUGAUGGAGAAUCUCUUGGAUAUCUAUGCCCAGCUGACGAUAACAAGCAGCGCAUACAGGCGACACACUUGGAUGGAUCAUUCCAACUACUAUUACACAGUGUCGGCCACACUACAACUCUUUAUAUCCCAGUUGCUAUUAUACACCUCGAAAUGUACACACCAAAGAUUCCACCAUUCGAGGAAAUUCUGGUCCAUGCGAAAGUAACUGAAUGCGACAGUUAUACAUUGCUUGGUGACUUAACUAUGGCAACAAAAGAUGGCAAGAUAUUGGCAGUUAUGUCUGGUGUCAAAUGUCAAAACCUUAGCGGAAUCAAAUCGAAUGUAGAUAUAGAUACGUGUUUGUAUCAGACACAUUGGCAACCAUCUACAUCAUGUUUGGGUAGCACCUCAGUCUUACAAGAGGUUUUUCGGAGCAUGAAGAACAGUGACCGCUACUUGGAUGAUUUAGAGAGUAUCAGAAAAGCUGAAGAGCGAGUUCCUAUCAUAAAGGGUAUAUGUGCAUCAUAUGUGCGUCAUGGUCUUGAUAAUGGUAACAAAGACACUUUUAAUUUAAAUCCACGUUAUCUCAAGUGCUUAGAAAGGAUUGCAGCAGACAAAUCAGUUUUGGAUAUAAAAUAUGAAGACAUACACUCAAAUCUAGACAAGCUCAAAGAAUACGUACCGGAGCUUGAGCAGGAAAUUGAAAUGAUAAGAAGUAUUGGAGAUAACUUUCCUAAGACUUUAGUAGACCCUGGAAGCGCAGUUAAGAUGCUAUUUCAACCUGAAUUUCUCCCAAAGUAUUUCAUUGAAUCACUUACCACGAGACUUUAUUACAAGUCAGCUGCAGACAUCAUUUCAAAGAUAAUCAAUGAUGCAUGUGAACAUAAACAGGUUGUCCGUGUGUUGGAAUUGGGAGGUCGUAUGGGAGGUCUCGCAAGACACAUAUUAGAGCCGUUAAAACAACUAGGCGAACAACGUCGAGUUGAGUAUAUAUUUACAGAUCUUAGUGCCACAUUUUUUAUGCAUGCCCAAGGUACACUCGAGGAGUAUCCAUUUGUGAAAUACAAACAGUUAGACAUAGAAGCUGACGUAUCCAGCCAAGGAUUUACUCCUGGUUCGAUAGAUUUAGUCGUAUGCUUAGAUGGAAUGCACCCAGUGGUAGAUAUCAAUGCAACACUUCAAAAUGUCAAAGAUCUGUUAGUUGACGAUGGUCUAUUUUUAAUGUAUGAGGGAACAAAUGCUAAUUACAUUAUUGAGUUAGUGUUCGGAGCCCUUGAUCUUUGUUGGGUUUACGAUGACUUUAGAAAAGAUUGCUGCUGGCUGACAAGAGAAGGAUAUGCCCAGGCACUAAGAAACAGCGGUUUCACUGAUGUAGUAUCCGAGUCAACACCAGGAGAGUUCUUCCAUAGUGUGUUUCUUGGCCGAAGUUCAUUAACAUCUAACGAAUCUAAAGAGAACACGAAGGACAGAAACUACAUGCUUGUCGUAGAAAAUGAACAGUGUCCAUUGAUUAAAGACAUCAAGAAGUGUCUCAAUUGUGAUGUAAUAGUCAAAUCAUAUGCUGAUGUGAACUCAGGAAAUUUUAUUAAAGAAUCUCAAGACUUGCCUUACGAACUAAUUUACUUGUGGGGAGAUAGUGAUCGUUUAUGUCAUGCACUGUUGAAAGUACUACAGAAGAUUGACAGUGACCCUGACAAAUUUACAAAACUAUGGGUAGUGACAUGUGGAUCAAACAUGACAUAUUCAAAUAUUGAAUGCAGCCCAGCCAUUGGUCUUGUAAGAGCAGUGACAAAUCAAUGCAGUACACCUGUAUUUUCAGUAGAUAUCGACCCUAGUAGUCAAGUAGCAACACAAGCCAAACUACUUGUACCCUACAUAACAGCACCAUUUUCCUUUGAGAGGGAAGUUUCCAUACGGGGUGGGUCGUAUUUCUAUCCUAGACUGGCUUCUUACAACCCAUUAACUAAAAUGGUAAUUAGUGGUCAGUCUUAUUGGCAAUUAACCCAAACUUCAAACGCAGGCCUCUCUUCAAUCAGCGAUCUCGGUAUUUCGUACAGAAGUGAAAUGGUUCCAUCCCCUGGUAAAGUGCUUGUUAAAGUGAAGAGCGCAGCUUUGAAUUUCAAAGAUGUUAUGAUGGCGCUUGGCAUGCUUGAUGAUUUGUUAACAUCAGAUGAAAAACCGUUCGGUCUAGAGUUGAGUGGUGUAGUUGAGACCGUUGGAGAAGGUGUAAGUACGGUCAGUGUUGGUGAUGAAGUCAUUGGAAUUGGAGAACAUUGUUUUGCCUCACAUAGUAUCUGCAAUGCUCAGCUUAUCGUUAAGAAACCAUCAAAUCUAUCAUGGGAUGAAAGCGCAGGCGUUUCAAUCGUUUUUGCUACAUCAUAUCACAGUCUUGUUGAACGUGCCAAUCUACAGAAGGGGGAAACAGUCUUGAUACACUCUGCUUGUGGUGGUGUAGGAUUGAGUGCCAUUCAGGUUGCCAGAAUGGUUGGUGCAAACAUCAUUUGCACUGCCGGAACAGAGAAAAAACGCAAAUUCUUAAAAGAGACUCUUGGCAUUACACAAGUAACUGAUUCACGUUCAGAUGCUUUUUACGCUGACGUCAUGAGCUGGACAGACGGCAAAGGUGUAGACGUUGUGCUGAAUUCGUUGUAUGGUGAACUUCUUACCAAAGGAGUAAAAAGUCUUGCUACCGGUGGCAGGUUCUGCGAGAUUGGUAAAAGAGAUAUUCUUCAGAGCUCAAAUCUUAAUAUGCAAUUAUUCCUAGAAAACAAAUCUUUUCUAUCCUGUCAAAUAGACUUUAUGGUCGAUCUGCAGAAAGACAAAGCACAGAAGCUACUACAGAAAGUAUCAUCUUUAUUCGAAAAGAGAAUACUUAAGCAUGUCCCGUAUGCUGUCCAUCCGAUCACUGAGUACAAUGAUGUGUUCCUAACAACUGCAAAGGGAUCCCAUAUCGGAAAAGUAAUAUUCUCAAUUCCAGAUAAUUUUCAGCCUCCGAAGAUUAAUCAGUCAUCAAUGCUUUUCAAACAAAAUGCCACUUACGUGAUUACGGGUGCUUUCGGUGGAAUUGGUCUCGCAAUGUCACGCUGGAUUGCUAUCAAAGGCGCGAAACAUGUAGUAAUGGUUUCCAGACGGGGAUGUCGAAGCUCGGCUGGUCGACGAGCAAUGGAGUUUAUGAAACGCAAAGGUGUCACGAUUUAUGAAUUUGCAACGGACCUUGGUGAGAAGAAAAAUAUUCAACAUAUGCUGGAACAAUUAAAGACCAGGGGAGCACCACCCCUCAAGGGAUUGUUUCACUUGGCAGGGUACAUUGCUGCAGAAUCCCUUCAAACACUCACUCCUGAAGAAACAGACAAGAUCCUCUACUCAAAAGCAAUAAGUGCUCAGUACUUCCACUCUCUUACUAAAGAUCAAGAUCUCGACGUGUUCUUCUUGUUAUCGUCAGUGACAUCUGUAUGGGGACAUUCUUCACAACCGAUGUACGUCGCGGCGAAUAACUACCUGGAUUCACUUGCUGAACAAAGGAAACGCAAGGGACUAGCAUCUCUAAGUGUCCAGCUUGCACCCAUCCGAGGAGCUGGAUUCUUGGAAGACAAAUCGGAUAUUACCAACACAAUAGCUAUUAAAGGAAACAUCACACUUCACGUUGAAGAGUUCCUGACCUCGAUGUCAACUUUACUACAAUCAUCAAAUGUACCAGCCGUUGUAUGCCUUGCAAAUCAGAACUGGACUGAUACUCAGAAGUUUACAUAUAACGACAGCUGCAAAUACAGACACUUUGUGAAAGGUGAGAAUGUAGGAAAGACAGAUUGCUCCUUGAGCCUUGAAGAUGUAGAAAAGACUGUAAAAGAAAUGCUAGGCAAAUUGCUGUUCGUAGAACCUGAGAGUAUUGACGUUAACCAACCAAUGAUCAACUAUGGAGUCGACUCUAUGAUGGCAGUAGAAAUGGUCACAUGGGCCAGUAAAGAGCUGAAUGUGGUUGUCUCUCAGCUUGAUAUUCUAGGAGGUAUCACUACAAAGGUGUUACUGCAGAAGGCGCUACAGAAUGAUGUUGUGUUACCUUUGAAAGAAGCUUAGAUACUAUUUUAGCUCAGUUGAUAUUAUUGAGAACUGUUUAGAGGUAAUGAACUCUGAUGAAAUUACAUUUGCAUUGUUAAAUAGGCAUAUACAUAUUUAUCUAAAAUUAUAAUAAUUAUAUACGUUAUAUAUCAGUACGAAAUAUAUAUUCCUAUAAAUAAAUAAUAUAUACGUACAUAGGCCUAUUAUUAUACACGAUGGCUACAUCUCGGUUGAAAAAUUUUGAAUGUAAACGUAAGU
Molecule: messenger RNA, 7186 nt
Organism: Anneissia japonica
Lineage: Eukaryota; Metazoa; Echinodermata; Crinoidea; Comatulida; Comatulidae
Product: probable polyketide synthase 1
Exons: 4
Coding region: 110-6946 (2278 amino acids)
Biological process (GO): fatty acid biosynthetic process
Molecular function (GO): phosphopantetheine binding; fatty acid synthase activity; 3-oxoacyl-[acyl-carrier-protein] synthase activity
Source: RefSeq, a predicted model, not a curated record